AUGUGAAAGUUUUUGAAAAUUCUGUUUAAAAAUGCGGGACAACUGCAAGAAAUGUAAGAUUAAGCGGUAUGACAGCAGUAGAAGCUGCCAAAGUAGCUCUGUAGCAACAGCUGUCACCUCUUUGUCUGUCAGCAAAGGUCCUGAUGAGCCUGAUGACCAAGUUGACCAACUGGAUGGCCUUAAAUUUCUGGCUGAGAGGGAUAUGCGUUCUUUGCACAGACACAUUCCGGCUCUUGGACGAAAAGAUGUUCAGUUUUCGGCAAUUCGUCAGCAUUUUUACCCAGAAGGGGGCUGGGGGUGGGUGGUUGUAUUCUGCAGUUUCCUUGCUCACUGUUUGACAAGUGGUAACCUACUGGCCGGGGGAGCAAUUGCUCUUCAACUACAGAACAAUUUCAAGACUGGAUAUAUGACUGGUGUAUGGGCUCCUCUAGUUGCCUGGGUAAUAAGUUUAGCAGUAGCUCCCUUGGUUACCCAUAUAUGCAGUCAGUAUUCUGUUCGUCUGAUAGCAGUGGUGGCUGGUCUAGUAUUAAAUAUGGCAUUUCUAUUCGCGUCUUUUGGAUCCCAGCUUCAUCAGGUUGUACUAAGCUACGGUGUACUGCUAGGAGCGGCAUCCGGAACGGUGCGGGAAACCUGUAGUAUAAUGCUAGGACAGUACUUCAAGUCCCGACGGUUAUUAGUUGAAGUAUUCGUGAGCUGCGGAUCCGGUUUAGGAGUCAUAAUCUUUAGUCUUUUAUACAAAGAAUCCAUCAGAUUCCUUGGCUGGAGAUUAGGUCUGCAAUCUUUACAAGGUCUGUUCCUUGUUUCCUUCUUCCUUGGUUUGUUCUAUAGAUCAGCUAGCCUAUACCAUCCUCAGAGGGACGCUAUCUCCCAUAUCAAACAUCAGAAAGAGAAAGUAAAAUCAAAAUCAUUUAACAAAGAAAAAAGUGAGCGGAAGAAGAUGCGCUUGAUAAAUCUAUCCUUGAUCCUUGAACCUAAUAUCAGGAUAUAUCUGGCCUCUAUGACUCUUUCUGCAGGAGGAAUAUAUACACCUGUUUUCAUCAUGCCUUUGCACCUGACAGGAGAGGGAGAGAUGGAGCAUUUUCCACUUCUAGGAGUUUGGUUGGGUUUAUCCAUGCUAGUUGGAUCUUUAGGUGGGUUCAUUAAUAUAUCAUUUGGUUGGGUUUAUCCAUGCUACUUGGAUCUUUAG
Molecule: messenger RNA, 1186 nt
Organism: Eurytemora carolleeae
Lineage: Eukaryota; Metazoa; Arthropoda; Copepoda; Calanoida; Temoridae
Product: monocarboxylate transporter 9
Exons: 13
Coding region: 32-1186 (384 amino acids)
Biological process (GO): transmembrane transport
Molecular function (GO): monocarboxylic acid transmembrane transporter activity
Source: RefSeq, a predicted model, not a curated record